Messenger RNA from Mercenaria mercenaria, 2173 nucleotides. RefSeq names its product core histone macro-H2A.1-like. NCBI's taxonomy places the organism in Eukaryota, Metazoa, Mollusca, Bivalvia, Venerida, Veneridae. The record is from RefSeq and is a predicted model, not a curated record. The transcript is spliced from 12 exons. Bases 444 to 1676 code for a protein of 410 amino acids.
CCAGCGUUCUUAGAUACUGUACAACGUUGAUCUGUUAUCCGCAAGUAACUGCCAGACUACCCUACAGGUAGAGGACAAAUGAUUUCAGAAACAAUGUCUUUUUGUCAGUCGUCACAGAGAACAUACGCCUCUCCCGGGGAUUGGACUUACAAACCCGCGUCUUCAAUCUUGCGUUCUUCCUAGUAAGAAGAAACAAUGUUGAACACUGGCAAUUAUAGCGUUGUAAAUUUAGCUUAUAUAUUUAUGUAUUUCAUCUGUCUUUACUGAUUCCGAUACGAGUAUUAAUUACAAGGUAUAUGAAGCAAAAUCUAAAACAAAGUUGAUUUAAUAAACAUUAAUUUAAGCUUGAACCUGAAGUUGUCAACUAUGAUACGAUCGAAUACAAACUACUUGUAAAGAAUGUCUUUGAAGCUAUAGAUUCCGCCUUGAGAUUAGACAAAGAAAUGGAUUUCUACGGAAUUAAAGGCAGAUCAGAGGCAUGGUUAGCUUCAAGAGAAGAAAUUUCUUCUUUGCUGUUACAAGUUAACGAACUCCUUUCAGAACCAGAGCCAGACGAAGUGUCGGAAUUGAAAACGGAAAACGAAAAUCUAAAGAAAGAAGUACAAAAAACAAGAAAUGAUCUAGAUAGUAAAUGUGAAGUGUUUCAGAAAGAAAUAAAAAGACUUGAAAGAGAAAAUGAACGUUUAAGAAGGCAAUUAGAGGCAAUGGAGGAACUCCUUUCUGAACCAAAGCCAGACAUAGUGUCGGAAUUGAAAAUGGAAAAUGAAAAUCUGAAGAAAGAAGUACAAACGACAAAGACUGAGCUAGAUAGUAAGUUUGAAGUGUUCAAGACAGAAAUAAAAAGACUGGAAAAAGAAAAUGAAAAUUUAAGAAGACACAUAGAGACAUUGGAGGAAAGACUUGAGCAGUUAAACGAAGUCAAAGCUACCAGGAAUACAGCUGACAAUCUACAGUCACGCAUGAAGAAGCUAGAAUUAGACCGUGAAUGGUUUGACACAGAAAAUAGAAAUUUGAAAGAAACUGUUAAACGGUUGGAAAGAGAAAGAGAUGAUUACAAACAAAAGGUUCACAGACUUUCUGGACAAAGUGCAUCGAAUAUGGAAGUUACGAUUGGAGGUUCCAAAGUCCUACACGAGAAAGAACUUUUGCAAGGGCAAAAGGUAACAGUACUUCAAGGUGAUAUAGUCCAGAUUACAGCUGAUGCCAUUGUUCACCCAACAAACAGUACGUUCGAAACGAGGGGAGCUGUUGGAUCAGCAUUAGGAAAAGCUGGUGGUGACGACUUUCUCCGAGACAUUAAAGCUCUUCAUUUGAGUCACGGAACUUUAGAAGUAGCCAAAGCUGCUCUUAGUAAAGGGAAAAACUUUCCAGCGAAAUAUGUCAUUCAUGUCCAUAGUCCUGGCUGGCGACAUGAAAAUGCCAAACAAAUGCUCGAUGCGGCGACGAAAAAUGUUCUCACAUUAGCAGAGGAACACAACAUAAGAUCCAUUGCCAUACCAUCAAUUAGUAGUGGCCAUGCUGGCUUUCCCAAACUGACUGCAGCGGAAACAAUACUUCGUGCAAUCAACAACUACUUCUCAAAUUCAACAAGUUCUUUAAAACAGGUCUACUUUGUUCUCUUUGAUGCUGAAAGUGUGACGGCAUAUAUUACAGAAUUAAGGAGAUUGUCUGUAUGAAAUAGACACUUUAUUUGUGAUUGAAGUCGAAGUGCUCGGAUCAGGACGAAAUAACUGAGGUGAAACAAAGCAGCCAAGAGUUGAAGAAAAGGGAUGACCAUUGGAUCGUACAUUUUACAGUUCAUUUUUAACUAAAAAGGCUUUCUUCGGUCUACAGGGAGCCGCUGAAUCCUUAAUGACAUAAACUGGCUGACAACUCCAUAAUCAUACUAGGUCGAUUAUCAAUACAUACUAAUGGAAAGCAAUACAUCAUAUUUAAAUUAACAUUGUUUUAAAUUGCGUUUAACUUUUAUUUUUCAUUUUCUUUGUUGUACAGUGUGGACAUUAUAUUGAUAGGCUUAUGGUAUGUAUGAUUAAAUUCGACAAAACAUUAUCUAAACAUAACAUUCAAUGUUCAAAUAUUCCUGUAUCAUGAAACAUUGUCCUAUACAUAUUACAUUAUUUUGUAUGAGAAAUGAUUCAUACCUGGUAAAUAUGACGAAUACUCAUGGUUAAAA